Messenger RNA from Colletotrichum higginsianum IMI 349063, 411 nucleotides. RefSeq lists its product as uncharacterized. The transcript is spliced from 2 exons. Bases 1 to 411 code for a protein of 136 amino acids. The record is from RefSeq and is a predicted model, not a curated record. Lineage: Eukaryota; Fungi; Ascomycota; Sordariomycetes; Glomerellales; Glomerellaceae.
AUGCAGCUUGACGACACUUUCUUGUCAGUGCGAUUCAAGUACGGUGCCCACACCAUCUUGAUGUUUGUCGACGGACAGCAGAAGUUUUCAGAGAUCACAACCUCGCUGCUGGAGGUGCUCCGCGACCGGUUCCCCAAUGGCCUCACAAUUAGUCACACGUCUCCCGAGACAACAGCACUCCCAGAGACAGAUGUGCAGCUGGCCUAUGCGCUGCCAGUGAAUGCGACCGACCUGACACAAGGAUGGAGGAACAUCAAGGCUGGCGACAAUGACAUUCCGGUUGCCAAAGGACUGAAAGACAAUUGCGUGGUGGCAUUUUCCUUUGAUACGGACGAGCCCGAGUUUGUAGCCGACAUACCGAGUCUGGAUGAGGAAGUGGAGGACGAGGAAGGCAUGGGAUCCGACGCAUGA